This is a messenger RNA of Cavia porcellus (domestic guinea pig), 1133 nucleotides long. Its product is annotated as melanoma-associated antigen C2-like. Bases 6 to 1001 code for a protein of 331 amino acids. Lineage: Eukaryota; Metazoa; Chordata; Mammalia; Rodentia; Caviidae. The record is from RefSeq and is a predicted model, not a curated record. Gene Ontology annotation, biological process: negative regulation of transcription by RNA polymerase II. Gene Ontology annotation, cellular component: nucleus. The transcript has a single exon.
UCAUCAUGCCCCAGUCUUUAAAGUGUUACUUGCUCACUGAGGAAGAUCACCUGGAUGUACCUGAAAUGGAAAUUGAGCCGAUUUCCUCAGAUGAGGAGCUUGAAGAAGAUUCCUCCUCCAAUUCAUCUUUUCACUUUUCCUUCCCCUCCACCUCCUCACCCUCUGUCUCCUCUCUUUCAUCCUUUUCUAUGAUGGCAGACCCCUUGGAGGAGGAAGAGGCGGAAGAGAUGCCUUCUGCUAGUAUGAUGAGUAGUCUCCCGAGCCUUCCUCAGAGUUUUCCAAGCAGCUGCUCUUCCUCUACUUCAUGGAGGAAGUUAGAGGAAGAUUUCUUUAGCCAAGAAGACGAGGAUACUGCACCCUUGAUCAAAGAUGGGCUAGAUAAGAAGGUGGCUGAGAUAGUGCAGUUUUUCCUCCUCAAAUACCAAGCAAAAGAGCUUAUCUCAGAAGCAGAAAUGUUGGGUAUUGUCACUGAGUACAAAGGUCACUUUCCUAUGCUCCUUGGGAAAGCUCGUGAGUUCACAGAGCUGGUUUUUGGCAUUUUUGUGAGGGAAUUGGGUCCCAAUAACUAUACCUAUAUGUCUUAUGACACGAUAGAUAUCACCUUCCAUGGAAUGCUGGGUUGUGACCAGACAGCACCCAAGACCAGCCUAUUGUUAAUUGUCCUAGGGAUGAUUUUCAUAGAGGGCGAUUGCAUGCCUGAGGAGAAGGUUUGGGAAGUGCUGAAUGCAUUGGAUGUGUAUGCUGAAAAGGAGCAUUUCCUGUAUGGUGACCCCAGGAUGCUCAUCACCAAUGAUUGGGUGCAACAAGGAUACCUGGUGUACCAGCAGUUGCCCGAUAGUGAUCCUAAAUGCUAUGAAUUCCAGUGGGGUCCAAGAGCCCAUGCUGAGGUCAGUGAGGAAAAAAUCCUGGAGCUUUUGGCCAAGCUAAAGGAUACCAUCCUUAGUUCAUUUCCAGCCUGGUACAAGGAUGGAUUGAAAAAUGUGGGAAAGCCUAGAAUGUAAUUGAUGCAGCGUUUGGUGCUACAGUCGUGACCAGCACAAGCUCUAAUGUCAUGGGUAGCACCAUUUCUGGAGGUCUGAGGCCAAUUUUCCAUUGUUCAUCUGAAAUAAGUAGCUGAGUUUUUAACUAGUGCC